This is a messenger RNA of Penicillium waksmanii, 801 nucleotides long. RefSeq names its product chorismate mutase ARO7. Gene Ontology annotation, molecular function: chorismate mutase activity. NCBI's taxonomy places the organism in Eukaryota, Fungi, Ascomycota, Eurotiomycetes, Eurotiales, Aspergillaceae. The record is from RefSeq and is a predicted model, not a curated record. The coding region runs from base 1 to 801 and encodes 266 amino acids. Gene Ontology annotation, cellular component: cytoplasm. Gene Ontology annotation, biological process: chorismate metabolic process; aromatic amino acid biosynthetic process. The transcript has 3 exons.
AUGGAUACCGCCAUUGACUUAUCCGAUGCCUCCAAGGCAUUGGACCUCGCAAAUAUCCGCUUCCAGCUGAUUCGGCUCGAGGACACCAUCACCUUCCACUUUAUCGAACGGGUCCAGUUCCCUCUCAACAAAACCGUCUAUGUCUCCGGCGGUGUGAAGAUCCCAAACAGCAACCUGAGCCUGAUGGACUACAUGCUCAGCGAGCAGGAACGCAUACAGUCACGCUUUCGCCGUUUCCAAUCACCCGAUGAAUACCCCUUCUUUCCCGAUGUGCUGGAGGAACCAAUCCUGCAGCCGCUCCAAUACCCCCGCAUCCUCCACGACAAUGACGUGAACGUCAACGAUGUCAUCAAAGAGCGCUACGUGCGCGAGGUCCUGCCGGCCGUGUGUACUCAGUUUGGACGCGAGGACCGCGGCGAGACACAGGAGAACUACGGCUCUGCAGCCACGUGCGAUGUCGCCUGUCUGCAGGCGCUCUCGCGCCGCAUCCACUUUGGCAAAUUCGUCGCCGAGUCCAAGUUUCAGAAGGAUCCGGAGACUUUUGUCCGUUUGAUCAAGGCUGAGGAUCGGGCUGGUAUUGAUGCUGCCAUUACCGAUUCCAAGGUUGAGCAGAAGGUGCUGGAGCGCUUGGGGCUCAAGGCCAAGACCUAUGGUACUGAUCCUGCUUUCCCGGAUGAGAAGGGCCAGAAGAUCAACGCUGAGGCGGUGGUGGCCAUGUAUAAGGAAUGCGUGAUUCCUCUCACAAAGGUGGUUGAGGUCGAAUACCUGAUGCAACGUCUCAAGGGUACCCAAUGGGAGUAG